Hemibagrus wyckioides is the source of this 1231-nucleotide messenger RNA. RefSeq names its product caseinolytic mitochondrial matrix peptidase proteolytic subunit (gene clpp). The record is from RefSeq and is a predicted model, not a curated record. The transcript is spliced from 7 exons. NCBI's taxonomy places the organism in Eukaryota, Metazoa, Chordata, Actinopteri, Siluriformes, Bagridae. Bases 134 to 937 code for a protein of 267 amino acids. Gene Ontology annotation, molecular function: ATPase binding; ATP-dependent peptidase activity; serine-type endopeptidase activity. Gene Ontology annotation, biological process: protein quality control for misfolded or incompletely synthesized proteins. Gene Ontology annotation, cellular component: endopeptidase Clp complex.
CAGCGUUACGUGCAUAUCGCCAUCUAGCGGUCAGUACUUCACUUUUUGCAUCGUCACAUGAGACAGGUCAUAAGAAUUACAUCCGGUGCAGGUGGUUGGGUCAAACGGAGAGGUUUUGCAUUUUAUAAACGUCAUGUUAUUACGAAAGGUGUUACAGUGCAGUGUAUCUGCCAUGAAGAGCAAGCGGUCAUUUCAUCAGAGUGCUCCGUGGAGGAAUCCUCUCAUCCCCAUCGUUGUAGAGCAGACAGGACGAGGAGAACGUGCCUACGAUAUCUACUCACGCCUUUUGAGAGAGAGAAUAAUCUGCGUAAUGGGUCCAGUCGAUGACUCUGUGGCAAGUCUGGUGAUCGCACAGCUGCUUUUCCUUCAGUCAGAGAGCAACAACAAGCCUAUUCACAUGUACAUCAACAGUCCUGGUGGUGUGGUUACAGCGGGGCUGGCAAUCUAUGACACUAUGCAGUACAUCCUCAACCCUAUCUCUACGUGGUGUGUAGGCCAGGCUGCUAGCAUGGGCAGUUUACUGCUGGCUGCAGGCACUGCAGGAAUGAGGCACUCGCUGCCAAACGCCCGCAUAAUGGUGCACCAGCCUUCUGGAGGGGCCAGGGGUCAAGCAACGGACAUUGCCAUCCAGGCCGAGGAGAUUCUCAAACUUAAGAGACAGAUUAACAACAUCUACUGUAAACAUACAGGACAACCUCUGGAAACGAUAGAAAGUGUGAUGGAGAGAGACCGAUACAUGAGUCCCAUGGAGGCACAAGACUUUGGGAUUAUUGACAAAGUCCUGGUCCACCCUCCCCAGGCUGGGCUGGAUGAGCCAGAGCUGGUCCAGAAAGAACCAACCACCUCAGCCAGCCCCUCUGUCUCCUCUGAACCCUCAGUCUCAGGAUUGGCACAGUCUGGAACCAGUCCAGCUUCUUCUUACAAACCAGAACCAUGACAUGCAGGACCAGUCAGUGAUCGGUCUUAGCCACUGAUACGGUCUUUUUUUUUUUUUUAAAUGGUAUGAAAUAUCCGAGAGUAUCUUUGUUCCUCUCUGAUAUGCAAACAUGAGCCUGUGUUGUGUGUAUCACACUGUACUGAUCAAGCCUCAUCCUGAGACAGUAAAGACUGACAAGUUAAACUCAUCAUGGACAAUUAUAUAACAAUAUGGGACUUUGUCAUACUCAUAUGUGAUGUACAAAAAGUCUUGAGAUUUUCCAAAUCAGGAUCACCAAUAAAAAAACACCUGAAG